Molecule: messenger RNA, 1486 nt
Organism: Exophiala xenobiotica
Lineage: Eukaryota; Fungi; Ascomycota; Eurotiomycetes; Chaetothyriales; Herpotrichiellaceae
Exons: 1
Coding region: 317-1336 (339 amino acids)
Source: RefSeq, a predicted model, not a curated record
CAACCUUCAGCCAUUCCAGAUGCAUCGUGACCCUCCACUAGCAUGACAUGAGAGGCAGGCUGAACGUUUUCAAUUCGAUGUCCUUUGCACUCCCAUUAUAUCCCAUUCAUUUUUUGAUGGACGAUCGUGCUCUUGCGCUAACAGUCAUCCAACGAAAGGAGUGACUUGACGCCAUAGACGGCCAAAAGUGUGGUCACAAGGCUCAGAUCCAGCCCGGACUAUGACUUGUCGCUCCUUCAGGCUCGAAACAGUAUAAAGCUACGACCGUCUACCAGCUGUUCGUCUCUGAGAAGACCAUUCUAUCACAAUCGUAACUAUGGCGGUCGUCCUUGAUCCCAUCGACCUGCCUCCGCCUCCCGAGCCGAUCACUAUCCCACAAGCUAUAGAUGACCUUCUAAUCACACUGGCUCGAAUCCGACACAAACUCAGGACUCUGAUCGACUGGUACAUCUACCCGGACAUUGUGCCGAACGAAAUCAAAGCGUACGAUCCGCGUCUCUUGAUCUUGCAAGCACGGCUCGAGUCUCUCGGGGCAUUAUCCUACGAUCAUCUGCCCUACAUCACAGACAGUUCAGACGCUAUGGCUGCGCAUUACCUGGACCAGGCCGUUGAACAGAUGCUCAACUCCGUGCACGGCAUUCAAAAGAUCUUUGUGAAUCACUACGACCGCGACCUUGAAGAUAAGAGGCCCUUCGCCGCUAUCUGGGAGACCCUGACUUACCGCAGCCUGCAACUCAAAGAAGUCCCCAAACUUAGUCCCAGCAACCCCCGGCACGCGAGACCCGAAGAUCUGCGCCCGAACGAGCUGGGCAAAUUUUGCCGUGGUGCGUUGCAGCUCAGCAACAGACGCGACAAAGGGCGCAUCUCGUUUGUCGAGAGGAAAGACCUAUCUGAGGAAAAUCGUCAGAAACUCAAGGCUUUCGGAGGAGCCUUCCUGAACUGGGAGUGUCCGGAGUGCUCCUACAAGGUCAGAUAUCAUGUCGCCAACAGCGCAACGUCCAACAUCCACACCACCGACGAGAUUCGCGAGCACAGCGGGCUGAGGAUCCAAUACCGCAGCUCGUUCCUGGCGAAGUGCCAUCUGUACCUGCCUUUGUCGGACAAAAAGUCCGCCUCGCCGUCAGCAAUCAAGUACGGCUGUGUGUUCUGCUUCGCAGGCGGGAAAGAUCUGGAACGAGAUAAGACUGCUUUCACCAAUCCACAAGCUUUUGCUGAGCACAUAGACCACAAGCAUAAGAAGUCGCCGCUCCCAGCCUUGCUGCUGCAUCGCUACGACGUAGCCAUUGCCGGUAGGACGGACGACCCUAGGAAGCGAUGGGACGUCAACCUGCUUUGAGCAGGAAGGGUACAUCAGUGGGUGGUCAUGCAACUGGGGCAGCUGAGAUCCCUCGAGUGCCUGCUUUUUACCUUUUUCAUUCACUGAUUGAUAACGGCGGUUCUGUCAUGCGAAUGGUUUUUUGGGGAGUGGGCGUCUCAGAAUGUUAUC